Komagataella phaffii GS115 is the source of this 711-nucleotide messenger RNA. RefSeq lists its product as hypothetical. The record is from RefSeq and is a predicted model, not a curated record. Gene Ontology annotation, cellular component: Golgi apparatus. Gene Ontology annotation, molecular function: small GTPase binding. Gene Ontology annotation, biological process: vesicle-mediated transport. Lineage: Eukaryota; Fungi; Ascomycota; Pichiomycetes; Pichiales; Pichiaceae. The transcript has a single exon. Bases 1 to 711 code for a protein of 236 amino acids.
AUGUCACAGCAGCAUACAAUGGCACAAUAUUCAGCAUUUAAUGACUCCUUUAGUCCAUUUAGCCUGCAUUUCUAUCGCAAAUAUUUCCAAUUGAAUACAAUCGAUUUUUUCUCUCAGUGUGCUGCUGCUUUCAAUCCUAUUGGAAAACUCUCAGAUGCCCAAAUGAAUAGCACCGGAGAUUUAUAUGGGCCAGUAUGGAUAACUGCUACAAUUGUUUGGUGCUUGUUUUUCAGCAACACACUAUCAGAUAUCUUGAAUGUAUAUAUGACAGGCAAAGACAUCAACCAGAAUUAUACUGGCCUAUUGCUGAGGGCUAUUAACUUGCUCUAUGGCUAUAUCCUGUUGGUGCCAUUACUGUUUAUAGCCGUGACACGUUUCGUUUACAAGAUCCCGCAAAUAAUUUGCUAUAGCCGAUUAGUAUCAAUAUACGGCUAUGCUAACGUGAUAUGGGGACCUGCUUCGCUAUUUGCCGUGUUAAGAGCAGUUUUUCCAGGGCAUCCCAAACUGAGUAUGAUACUGAAAUGGUUUGUCAUUCUCUUGGGUGGUGUUUUCAGUGGCUUGAACAUAUCAAGUAAGCUCUAUCAUUACCUGAACGAUGUCGCUUUCGUUGAAGACCAAAAGAGCAGUCUCCUUCUAAUCUCGGGUGUCAUUUUCUUACACCUAUGUUUCACAAUUAUAGUUAAGAUUGUCUUUUUCGGCGAGCUACAGUGA